This is a messenger RNA of Nerophis ophidion (straightnose pipefish), 3651 nucleotides long. It is a transcript of the gene hck, whose product is annotated as HCK proto-oncogene, Src family tyrosine kinase. Gene Ontology annotation, biological process: protein phosphorylation; cell differentiation; innate immune response. The record is from RefSeq and is a predicted model, not a curated record. Gene Ontology annotation, cellular component: extrinsic component of cytoplasmic side of plasma membrane. The transcript has 13 exons. Bases 169 to 1677 code for a protein of 502 amino acids. Gene Ontology annotation, molecular function: ATP binding; non-membrane spanning protein tyrosine kinase activity; signaling receptor binding. NCBI's taxonomy places the organism in Eukaryota, Metazoa, Chordata, Actinopteri, Syngnathiformes, Syngnathidae.
CGCGGCACUCUCAACUUCCUCGUCUGAAAGGACAGCAGCAUUUCAGCGCUCGUCGUCGCUCAUGGAAACUUCUAGAACGAAAUGAGGACUAUUGUCGACCAGCAGGAUCCAUUGAACAAAGCAGGAAUUUCCUUUUGACAACUCGCUUCAAGCUGCGGUGCCGCCAUCAUGGGCUGCGUGGGCUCCAAGAAGGACCGGGAGUCUGUGGGCAAACAGAGCUGCGAGGUGCAGAGGAGCGGCCAGACCACCCACUAUGUCCAAGACCCCACCUCCAGGAACUCCAAAACUAACAAGAAGCCCUCCAGUGCACACAACACGACAGACGGAGACGUGGUCGCCAUAGCGCUGUACGACUAUGACGCAAUCCACGACGGAGACCUGGGCUUUAAGAAGGGAGACAAGCUCCGCAUUUUGGAGGAGUCGGGGGAGUGGUGGCGAGCCAUGUCCGUCGUGACGGGACAGGAAGGCUUCAUCCCCAGCAACUACGUGGCCAAAGACACGCUGCAGACCGAGGAGUGGUUCUUCAAGGGUAUCAGCAGGAGAGACGCCGAGAGGCAGCUGCUGGCCCCUGGGAACCGAGUCGGCGCCUUCAUGAUCCGGGACAGCGAGACCAACAAGGGGAGCUUCUCUCUGUCGGUGCGAGACAGCGAAGGCUCAUCAAAGGACGGCGACACGGUCAAACACUAUAAGAUCCGCACGCUGGACAAUGGAGGCUUCUACAUCUCGCCACGCAUCACCUUCAGCACGUUGCAAGAGCUGGUCAAGCAUUACAAGAAGCAGAGCGACGGACUCUGCCAAACCCUGACCAGCCCUUGUCUCAGCCCCAAACCGGAGAAGCCCUGGGAGAAAGACGCCUGGGAGAUCCCCAGGUCGUCACUGAAGCUGGAGAAGAAGCUUGGCGCUGGACAAUUUGGAGAAGUCUGGCUCGCCACGUACAACAAGCACACCAAGGUGGCGGUGAAGACCAUGAAGCCUGGGAGCAUGUCGGUGGAAGCCUUCAUGGCCGAGGCCAACCUGAUGAAGACUCUGCAGCACGACAAGCUGGUCCGACUCAACGCCGUGGUCACCAAGGAGGAGCCCAUCUACAUCAUCACGGAAUUCAUGGAGAAAGGUAGUUUAUUGGACUUCCUCAAGAGCGACGAGGGUAACCGCAUCCCACUUCCCAAGCUCAUCGACUUCUCCGCCCAGACGGCGGAGGGUAUGGCCUUCAUCGAGCAGAGGAACUACAUCCACCGAGACCUGAGGGCCGCCAACAUCCUGGUCAGCAGAGCUCUGGUGUGCAAGAUCGCAGAUUUUGGCCUCGCCCGCAUCAUCGAAGACAACGAGUACACGGCCAGAGAAGGGGCCAGAUUUCCCAUCAAAUGGACGGCCCCUGAAGCCAUCAACUACGGUUGCUUCACCAUCAAGUCUGACGUCUGGUCUUUUGGCAUCUUGCUGACAGAGAUCAUCAGUUAUGGACGCACGCCAUACCCAGGCAUGACAAACCCGGAGGUGAUCCGUUCCCUGGAGAAGGGCUACCGGAUGCAGCGUCAGGACACUUGCCCCAAAGAACUCUAUGAUAUCAUGUUGGAGUGCUGGAAGGACAAACCGGACAACCGGCCCACCUUCGAUUACCUGCAGAGCAUCCUGGAGGAUUUCUACACCGCCACGGAGAGCCAGUACCAGCAGCAGCCAUGAGCAGCAUGUACUUGCAUCAGAUUUUUGGACACCGAGAAAAAAAUGUUCAAAGUAUUUUUCCUUUAAUGCUUCCGCACCAACAACAAGUGUCCAUCUUUACCCAAGGAGGGCUUGGAAGAGCUUUGUACCUCUUUGUGCCUUUCCUGUCUUUGAAUAAUCUAUAAAUUUCACAUGUUAAUAUUAUAUGUUUGUGUGUGUGUGUGUGUAUAUAUGUAUACUGCACAUAUAUAUAUAUAUAUUUUUUAAAUUAAAUAUAUAUAUCUAUUUUUUAUACAUGUUUAUUUCAUCUAUAUAUAUAUGUACAUAUACUUUAUUUAUAUAUACUCUAUAUAUAAUGUACAGCAUAUAGUAAUAUAUAUGAAAUAUAGAUUUAAAAAAAUAUAUAGUAAUAUACAUAAUAAAUAUAUUAUAGAUUUCAUAGUAUUUAAUUUAUUUUUUGCAUGUAUGUUAUACAUAUAUGUAUCAUGUAUUUAAGAGAUGUUAUAUGUAUAUAUAUAUAUAUAUAUAUAUAUAUAUAUAUAUAUUAUAAAUAUAUAGUAUACAUAAUAUAUAUUGUAUGUAUAUCCAUAUGUAUGCAUACACACACACAUUAACAUAUAUACAGUGGGGCAAAAAAGUAGUCAGCCACCGAUUGUGCAAGUUCUCCCACUUAAAAUGAUGACAGAGGUCUGUAAUUUUCAUCAUAGGUACACUUCAACUGUGAGAGACAGAAUGUGAAAAAAAAUCCAGGAAUUACCAUUGAAGGAAUUUUAAAGAAUUUAUUUGUAAAUUAUGGUGGAAAAUAAGUAUUUGGUCAACCAUUCAAAGCUCUCACUGAUGGAAGGAGGUUUUGGCUCAAAAUCUCACGAUACAUGGCCCCAUUCAUUCUUUCCUUAAGACGGAUCAAUCGUCCUGUCCCCUUAGCAGAAAUCAGCCCCAAAUCAUGAUGUUUCCACCCCCAUGCUUCACAGUAGGUGUGGUGUUCUUGGGAUGCAACUCAGUAUUCUUCUUCCUCCAAACACGACGAGUUGAGUUUAUACCAAAAAGUUCUAUUUUGGUUUCAUCUGACCAGAUGACAUUCUCCCAAUCCUGUGCUGUAUCAUCCAUGUAUCCAUUUUGGUAUAAACCUAAUUCGUCGUGUUUGGAGGAAGAAGAAUACCGAGUUGCAUCCCAAGAACACCAUACCUACUAUGAAGCAUGGGGGUGGAAACAUCAUGCUUUGGGGCUGUUUUCCUGCUAAGGGGACAGGACGAUUGAUCCAUGUUAAGGAAAGAAUGAAUGGUGCCAUGUACUGUAUCGUGAGAUUUUGAGCCAAAUACUUAUUUUCCACCAUAAUUAACAAAUAAAUUCUUUAAAAUUUUCCACAUUCUGUCUCUCACAGUUGAAGUGUACCUAUGAUAAAAAAUACAGACCUCUGUCAUCAUUUUGAGUGGGAGAACUUGCACAAUCGGUGACUGACUAAAUACUUUUUUGCCCCACUGUAUAUAUAUAUAUAAAAUACGUAAAACAGUUUGUCCUGAAAUUUCAGCGCUUUUACUGUGAACUUUGUUGCGGAAUUUUAAACAAGUUAUUUUUCUCAACUUUAACCAUGAUUUAGAGUGCAUGAGAAAGUGGAAUGUAAAAUACAGCUCUCUUUAAACACAUGGUCAUUCAUUAGUAAGUAUAUUGCGCAACACAGCAACGACAGAACCAAUGUUGUAAGUGUGACACAAAGGGCCCCCUUGCACCUUCGGCGGGCACGCGUCACACAAAAAAUUUGAGGAAUACGAACAGUUAGCAUGUCUCACGUACCUAAUUUAUGACUCUUGGGGUGUACGGCUGCAAUAAUAGUGUUAUGUACGAGUGGGGUGGAAGGAGACGACACCACGAAGAAACUCAGGUUACGAGGUUUAUUGUAAACUUUGAUGAUUAUGUGGGAUGUGUAUGCUACUGUAAGUGUUGGUUGCAGGAUUAAGUGUAAAGUUAACAAUGUGAAUAAAACAAGAGGAUGUUGUA